UCAUAACGACAAACCAGAAAAAAGUUUCUACUAUGUAGCAGGUGUUAGUUGUCAAUGUUGCUUAUGAUAACUUGCGCUAGCGUUUGAUAAAGGAUUGUUUAUUUUAAAAGGUUAUUUUGGGGCCUUUACAUAACUAGACUAAGGAGUGUGAAGCCUUCGUGAAACUGUCAUGUCAGUUUUGAAGCCUCCUGGUGCUGUAAUUUAUCCGGCUGCAGAACGCAACAAACCUCACAUUCUUGAAUGCCUGAAGAAGUAUGUCAAAGGUAGACAAGGAGAGGGAAGUACACUCAGUCUGGUGGAGGUGGGAGCCGGCACAGGACAACAUGCUGCGCACUUUGCCCCCGAAUUCCCUCACGUCAUCUAUCAGCCCACUGAGUUUGAACCCAAGCUCAUUGAGAGCAUUAAUGCAUUCAGAGCACACUUGCAACUGCCCAACUUAAAAGAUGCAGCUGUCUUGGACGUAACUCAACCUGCGGACACUUGGUUGAAUGGCUCCCUUUCCUCAAACUCUCUGGACUAUGUCCUCAGCAUUAACAUGGUGCAUAUUUCACCAUGGGUCUGCACAAAAGGAUUAUUUGAGGGAGCUUCAUAUCUUCUAAAGCCAAAUGGAUACUUGUUCAUGUAUGGGCCCUUUGCUGUGGACGGCAACAUUACACCGGAGAGCAACGUAAACUUUGACCGUUCAUUGCGUACACAGAAUGCUGAAUGGGGACUGCGGGAUAUCACGAGACAGUUGGUACCCCUGGCAGCCCGUCUCGGCCUCAAGCUGGCCAACACACAUGAUCUGCCGGCCAACAAUAAGUUCCUGGCGUGGCUGAAACAUAAUGAAGACUAAUGUUACAAGUGUUAGAGUUAUAGUCUACCAAAUCUGCAAAUUGUUUUAAAACUCAUUCUUUUAUAUUAAUAAUUUUUAAAUAUGUUACAUUGUAAAAAAUCCUUUAUCCUGAAUAUAAUACUCAAAAACUUGUAAAUUACAAACAGGUUUUAUUAAUGGCGGUUUAAAAUUCACUAUAUGCAAUAUUAAAUUUUAUGUAUUUAUUAAACAUAACAGUAUUUACUGAAAAAAUACAUUCAUCUAGUCCCUUGACUAGAUUGGAUGAAAAAUAAAGCAAUGUAUGCACACUAUAUGAAAAUGGACUCCAUACUUAGAUUAGAGUACAGUAUAAUUGUUUACAUUUACUGCUGCCUUCAGAUAAUAAUUGUAACAGAUACUGAUGUAUAACAGCUUCAGAAGGAUCAACUGUGUUCCUAAGUUAUAACACAAAGUUGUGGUCACAAAAAUAAAUAACACGGAGAUGUAUAAAGUGCUAGGCUGUCAAUUAGAAAGCAUUUGAGGGAAAAACUAUCAUAUAACAGCAUUGUAGUAGUGUUUUCAACAAUACAGUAAAAAUGUUUCAAUUAUCCUUAUUACAUUUGAAGUUAUUGAGAAACAUUUUAACACUUUCAGAGUGCUGAACAAUAAAAUUCCCGAAGAAUGCAAUUCACAUAGUUGUACGUGAUUGAAAUUUUCAAUAGAAUUUAUUGAGUACAUUUUUUAUUGUAUAAUCCAUAUUGUACGUAUUUUGCUUACGUUGUAACAUAUAACGGGACAUUAAUCACACAAUUCAUUACUAGAAUGCACAUAAUUGAUUGAAUCAGCUUAUUAACAAAGCAGAAGCAAAAAUUCAAAAACACAUUUUAAAAAGUACUUUAAGUGAAUACAAAGUGAAGCAUAUUUUUACUUACCAUCAAUGGACAGUUGCUGUGAUUAAAGAUAUAUUGCAAAAUUAUUGUUAAUACUUUUGGUUUAGAUUGUUUGUAAUAAAGUAUGUGUAAACGACUUUUUGAUAAGAUAUAUACUGUGUUUAUACUAUAAAAAUCUAAUCACGUUUAAUAUUUAGGCUAUACUAUAUAUUUUUUAGCGAAUAAAACAUAAUAUGGUAUGGUGCCAAAAGUUAAAUUAAUUCUCAUAUUUUAAAAACAAUUUAUUAGGAAUAAUUUAUAAAACACAUAAUACAUAUAAUAUUGAUACAAUAUAGUUGAAUAGAAAUGAAUAACAGCAAAAUCCUCACUGAUGGUAGAUUGGGUAUUUUACAUUCCUGUGACUAUUUUAUAAUGAAAUUUUGUUGAACAUGUUAUUGCAUGACUGACAUUAUAUUGUCUAAAAUGUAAGACUAUAUAUUGUAAGUUUGUAAAUAAAAAUCAUGAUUGAAGAA
This is a messenger RNA of Homalodisca vitripennis (glassy-winged sharpshooter), 2195 nucleotides long. Its product is annotated as methyltransferase-like 26. Lineage: Eukaryota; Metazoa; Arthropoda; Insecta; Hemiptera; Cicadellidae. The record is from RefSeq and is a predicted model, not a curated record. The transcript has 5 exons. The coding region runs from base 170 to 835 and encodes 221 amino acids.